Aspergillus terreus NIH2624 is the source of this 1578-nucleotide messenger RNA. RefSeq names its product galactokinase galE. Lineage: Eukaryota; Fungi; Ascomycota; Eurotiomycetes; Eurotiales; Aspergillaceae. Gene Ontology annotation, molecular function: galactokinase activity; ATP binding. The transcript has 3 exons. The record is from RefSeq and is a predicted model, not a curated record. Gene Ontology annotation, biological process: carbohydrate phosphorylation; galactose metabolic process. Gene Ontology annotation, cellular component: cytoplasm; cytosol. The coding region runs from base 1 to 1578 and encodes 525 amino acids.
AUGGCCUCCACCCCGCAAGAGCUCGUCCCCCAGACCGAAUCCAUCGCGGAGGUCUAUGCCACCGACGACGCUUCCGCCACCACCGUCGCCGCAGAACACCAGACUCGCUUCAACGGCCUGGUCUCCAAGUUCACCAAGCUGUACAACAGCCGCCCCGAUUUUGUCGCCCGUAGCCCAGGUCGCGUCAACAUCAUCGGCGAGCAUAUCGACUACAACCUCUACGAUGUCCUUCCUACCGCCGUCAGUGUCGACGUGAUCAUGGCGGUCAAGGUCAUCCCCUCGGCUGGUUCCGAGACCAUCGUCAAGAUCGCCAACGUCUCGCCGGAGAAGUUCCCGUCGCGCGAGUUCACCGUACCCCGCGAUACCGAUAUCGAGAUCGACCCCAAGAAGCAUGAGUGGGUAAACUACUUCAAGGCUGGCCUUCUGGGAGCCUUGAAGUUCUUGCGCAAGAAGGACCAGGAUGGUUCGUUCGUCCCCGCGAGCGUGGAGGUGCUGGUGGAUGGCAACGUGCCCCCUGGCGGUGGUAUCUCCAGCAGUGCUGCUUUCGUCUGCGCGAGUGCGUUGGCUGUGAUGAAGGCGAACAACCACAACGUCUCCAAGCAGGACCUCUUGGAUUUGGCUGUCGUGUCGGAGCGCGCGGUCGGCGUCUACUCCGGCGGUAUGGAUCAGGCCGCGUCCAUCUUCUCCCGCCGCGGAUACCUGCUCUAUACCCAGUUCUUCCCCCACUUUGCUGUCCAGCAUGUUCCCAUCCCCAAGGCCUCCGAGGAAAUCACCUUCCUCAUGGCCCAGAGCUUCGUCACCUCAAACAAGGCCGAGACCGCGCCCCGUCAUUACAACCUGCGCGUGGCAGAGUGCACCUUGGCGGCCGUCGUCCUGGCCGCCCAGCACGGCCUGACUCUUCCCAAGGACAACAGCUCUCUCGGCUACAGUCUCCGUAACUUCCACCAGGAGCUCAUGCGCAAGGAGGGUCGCCUCCAGGACCCUCUCGAGUACCAGAUCGACUCUGUCAUCCAGGCCACCAUGGACCUCCUCACCCAGGAGCAGGGCUACACGCGCGAAGAGAUCGCCAAGCUCCUCGGCAUUACGGUCGCCGAUCUCGAGGCCACGUAUCUCUCCUCGUUCCCCGUCCAGGCGGAUCGGUUCCUCCUGCGUCAGCGCGCCCUGCACUGCUUCAAGGAAGCCCGCCGUGUGCUGGAUUUCACGGCUUGCCUAGCCAACGCCAAGACCCUCGAUGAGAAGCACAUCAGCUACCUGGGCCAGCUCCUCAACGAGUCGCAGGAGUCUUGCCGCACCAUGUACGAGUGCAGCGCCCCCGAGGUCGACGAUAUCUGUGCCAUUGCUCGCCGGGCUGGUACCUGGGGUAGUCGGCUCACUGGUGCCGGCUGGGGCGGUUGCACCGUCCACAUGCUUCCCCAGUCAAAGGUCGAAGCGGUGACCAAGGCGCUGAAGGCGGAGUACUAUCUGAAGAAGUUCCCUGACAUCAGUGAGGAGAAGCUGGCCCAGGCAAUGGUCAUCAGUAAGCCGUCCAACGGAUCGUUCAUGGUUACGGGAGCUGCGAUCGCGCAAGUCGAAAUCUAA